UAAAGAAGGAAAGACUGGAGGCAUCGGCUCAGCAUUCUCUGAAGAAGGCUUGGCAUGAAGGUCUUGCUGUUGGCAGCGAUUGCGGCCUUUGGUCUGCUGGGGACUGAUGGGGCUAAGUGGAAUUUGGACAGAAUGAUCUUGAAGGCAGUUGGAAAGGAAGCUGCCUCUGCUUUUGGUGACUAUGGCUGCAACUGUGGUUUCAGACAAAAAGGAACACCCGUGGAUGCCACAGACAGGUGCUGUGCUGAGCAUAACUGUUGCUAUCACCGUGCAGAGAAUGUUGGCUGCAAGACCAAGAAAAUAUUCUACCAGAUUGACUACCACUGGAAAGAUGUCAAUUGCUCACCUCAAGACUACUGUCCAGCUCAAGUUUGUGAAUGUGAUAAAGCUUUGGCCCACUGCUUCGUAGUACAUAAAAGUUCUUACAAUAAGAAAUAUCAAUACUAUAGUGAAAGGAACUGCCGUGGAGUGUCCCCAAAGUGCUGAGAGCCCAUGGACACUCAACCUUCAACAACUCCUGCUGAGUUUUUUUCUCUUGCACAUCAUCUUAUGCUACAGCCCCUGUCCUGGUGUGAAAUACCACCCCUUUUCUGCUCAGAGUCCCUUCUAGCUCUGGUGAGGAGCCUGCAGACCAGGGCAGGUGUGUCUGAUUUCUGCCCCACUUGCUCUUAGGCAGCAGGAAAUUCCUCCAGUCCAACUCUUCUGCACCAAGUCCUAAUCUCCUUAGAAUGUAGGAGCUGCAUUCCUUUCAUACUCUUCUCAAUAAA
Messenger RNA from Erinaceus europaeus (western European hedgehog), 767 nucleotides. Its product is annotated as phospholipase A2, membrane associated-like. The coding region runs from base 55 to 486 and encodes 143 amino acids. The transcript is spliced from 5 exons. Lineage: Eukaryota; Metazoa; Chordata; Mammalia; Eulipotyphla; Erinaceidae. Gene Ontology annotation, biological process: lipid catabolic process; phospholipid metabolic process; arachidonate secretion. The record is from RefSeq and is a predicted model, not a curated record. Gene Ontology annotation, molecular function: calcium ion binding; phospholipid binding.